Molecule: messenger RNA, 3233 nt
Organism: Gopherus flavomarginatus (Mexican gopher tortoise)
Lineage: Eukaryota; Metazoa; Chordata; Testudines; Testudinidae
Gene: GABRD
Product: gamma-aminobutyric acid type A receptor subunit delta
Exons: 9
Coding region: 1212-2585 (457 amino acids)
Biological process (GO): regulation of membrane potential; signal transduction; chemical synaptic transmission
Cellular component (GO): membrane; synapse; GABA-A receptor complex
Molecular function (GO): GABA-A receptor activity; extracellular ligand-gated monoatomic ion channel activity; neurotransmitter receptor activity
Source: RefSeq, a predicted model, not a curated record
ACAGCCAAACAGUCCAGCGGAGAAGAGGUGCGGCGGAGAAAACGCGGACUUUCAUACCUGACAUCCGAGUUUGCCCUGCGAAGAGAGCCAGUGAGGACCAAACUUCCCAACUGCAUUUGGACAAUGUCCCCCCAGCAGACCGCUCUACUGGAUCAACCCCCUUUAACAGCAAAGAGGGGCCCCCGAGAGUUUGCAGGAGCAGGUUUGAACUGUGGCUUUCAGUGACCCUAGAGAGCUCUUGUCAUCUGAGAACUCAGCCCUGGGGCAAUCACGGUCCGGAGUCUUCUAAGCGCCGCGUCAUGCCUAUGAAUGUAGCAACCCAACAUGUUUCAUCUCAGGGAAGCAGCCCCCUAGCCCUGCCAGGGAUGAGGAAGAAGUUUGUCUAACGCUGGCUCUGCAGCCCAUGCUCUUGCUAGUGCUUUCUGUGUGUGACUUGUUUAAAGUCCCUGCAACUGCAAAAUCCCCUUUUUCCCGGGGCUAAAUCCCCCUGCUCAUUUCCCUCCUCCAGUCUCCGUGCUGCAGAGGGCAGGCGCUUGCUGCUGUUGCCCGUGGAGUUGUGCAGGGAGCGGUGCGGAGGAAAUAGGGGGGAGGGAACCGUGCUGCGCGCACACACACACACAAACUCCUGCAGUUUACCCACGCUUUUUCCGGCUAAAACGUGCAUUAAUCUCACUCCGAGCAGCUCCUGGACUGGUUGCUGCUCCAGGGACGUGUCCCACUAUGUCCUGAGAUUGGACUCGAUCGUUGUGUUUAGUUUUGGUUUUUGCACAGGGGCACUUCUAGGAGCUGAUGAGCAUUUGUAGUUCGCUUCCUCCUGCGCGUGCUAUGAUCAAAUCUGUAAUUUCAGAGGUUAUUUUCGGCAACCAGCUUUGCACGGUGGAAGAUCUGCUGGGAAGGAGCCUCUGAAAAGCAGCCGCGAGUGAGGAUGGCACAGAGGGGCAGCUGUCAAGCCGGGAUGCCACUUUUCCUGUCCUUGGUAUGAGGCAGGGAACGGGGCGCAGCCGAGGAGACCGGGAGGGCUGACCCUACUCCCCAUCUCGCCCUGCCUGCAUGUCUCUCGGCGGCUGUAAAGAUUGUGGGGGCUGCUGCUGAGCAACAACGCUGCUUCAAACUGAGCCUCAACUUAACACAGCAGGGAUGGUAACGCUACAGCAGCCUCCUCGGCGCUUCCAGGACAGCAGGAGAACCAGGGUUUUGCUUGCCACUGUCUAAUGCCUGGGACUAAAAUGGAAUUUCUCACCUGGAUUUUACCGUCCUUGGUUCUGCUGUGCACCCAGCAGCACAGGUGUAUCAGAGCAAUGAAUGACAUUGGAGAUUACACAGGCUCCAACAUAGAAAUAUCCUGGUUACCUAAUCUGGAUGAUUUAAUGAAAGGAUAUGCACGGAAUUUCAGGCCUGGAAUUGGAGGCCCUCCUGUUAAUGUUGCCCUAGCGAUUGAAGUAACUAGCAUUGACCACAUCUCAGAAGUUAACAUGGAAUACACCAUGACAGUAUUUUUGCAUCAGAGCUGGCGAGACGACCGGCUGUCUUACAACCACACCAACGAAACUCUGGGCUUGGACAGUCGGUUUGUGGACAAGCUCUGGAUACCAGAUACGUUCAUAGUAAAUGCCAAGUCUGCCUGGUUCCAUGAUGUGACUGUAGAAAACAAGCUUAUCAGGCUACAGCCUAAUGGAGUCAUUUUGUAUAGUAUCAGGGUUACCUCAACUGUGGCCUGUGACAUGGACCUUACCAAGUAUCCCAUGGAUGAACAAGAGUGCAUGCUGGAUUUGGAGAGCUAUGGCUACGCUUCAGAGGAUAUCGUGUACCACUGGUCAGAAAACCAGGAGGAGAUCCAUGGGCUGGAUAAACUGCAGCUUGCUCAGUUCACAAUCACUAAUUACCGUUUCACAAGAGAAAUGAUGAACUUCAAAUCCGCGGGUCAGUUUCCCAGGCUCAGUCUCCACUUCCACCUGCGGCGGAAUCGAGGUGUUUACAUCAUUCAGUCUUAUGUGCCUUCCAUCUUACUGGUGGCCAUGUCAUGGGUUUCCUUCUGGAUCAGCCAAUCAGCUGUGCCUGCUAGGGUGUCACUAGGUAUAACUACAGUUCUUACUAUGACCACUUUGAUGGUCAGUGCCCGAUCUUCACUCCCACGAGCCUCUGCCAUAAAGGCGCUAGAUGUUUACUUCUGGAUUUGCUAUGUGUUUGUCUUUGCUGCUCUGGUGGAAUAUGCAUUUGCACAUUUCAAUGCGGACUACAUGAAAAAGCAAAAAGACAAGAUGAAGGCAAGCAGACAGAGUGGAGAGAUCAAUGUGAAGAAUGCCAUUGUUUUGUUUUCCCUUUCCGCUGCGGGUGUGAACCAGGAACUGGCCAUUUCCAACCGGCAGCACCGAGCUCCCAAAACCCUACCCGGAUCAUAUGGCUCUGUUGAAGUCGAAACUGGAGAGAUGAAGAAACAGCAAGAAACUAAACUGGAGAAAAAGAGUGGCUUAAAGUCCCUCUUCAAGCCCAUUGAUGCUGACACCAUUGAUAUUUACGCCAGGGCAGUGUUCCCAGCAGCUUUUGCAGCAGUCAAUGUUAUCUACUGGGUUGCUUACACAAUGUAAGAACAAAAAUGUGCUCCCAAGUGGUAAACUGUGGGCCAGAAUUAUGCUCAGACAGUACAGAGUAACUGAAGAAACUGUGUUGGUCCAUUUCUUGUCAAAGUGCUUUCCAAUGCUCUGAAGAUAUUUCUCAAAUGCAGCAGAGUAUCAUUUUUGUUUGGCUCCUACAAUCAACUCCAGCUACAACUGGGAGGGGGGAAAAUUGGCCAUUACCAAUUUGGUUUAAUAUAUUUGUUAUUACUAAACUCUGCCAAACAAUCCAAGGAUCCUUUGUUCAUCUCUUCUCAUCUUGAAACAAUUUGUCACAUGUACAUAUCUUCAGUGAAGGUGCCACCACCAAAUCCUAAAGCACAGUUGGUUAUUUUCCCUUUUCAAAGGUCAGCAGAUAACAAGGCUCUGAUUAUUCCCAUACUCUUACCAUGUCCUUUCUUACAGCACAGCUGACCUCAUGUUUUACAUGGGAGUGGCUUUUCUGUGUCAUGCCAUUUGUGGGACAGUUCAAGUUUAACGGGGAUAGGAAAAUGGCAGUGAUCUCUACAUGUGAAGACCACGAGAUUGAAGUAUCGGGAGAAGAGCAAGGCAGAGGGUUUUUCUUUAAUUAUUAUUUGUCUUAGAUAAAGUAUUUAGAACACUUUUGAUUUUCUUCUUUAG